CUAUUUUCAGCCUAUUUUUCAGUUCUAAGUCGUCUGGUCCUGAAAAGGUUUCCUACGAUCUCUGUGAGGAGUAUCUUCGACCCAAGGAAGUGUAAUAAAUCGCUGACAAAAAUGAGGAUUUUCCCUUUUAUUAAGACCCCGUUGACGGAUUUGACUGGCCAUUUGUUGACCCAUCAGGAGGGCCCUUGUGCAGAUUUCGAGAUGAAGUUCGUAAACUGUCAAGAAGCUUACGGUGAGAGGAGGGCCUUUGAAAAAUGUGCAGAUAUCUUCGCAGAUCUGGAAGAAUGCUUCACCCACCAGAAACAGAACAUGAGGGUUUACGAAAUGAGGACGGAGAGACUUAGACAGAUUAAAAGUGGAGAACUUUCCAAAGAAGAAGCCUUCUUACCCGGUCCUAAAGUCGAUAGUUACUAAAUAGUUAACUAGUUUUGUUCCCUCAAUUUCUUCGGUUAUGAGUGAAAAAUGUGUUUAUAGAACAAAGCUUGUUUCUUCUACAUUUGUCAUGUUGUAAAAAAUAGAUAUUAUGAUCCAAUAAAACUGUUUGUUUCUUGUUC
Cimex lectularius (bed bug) is the source of this 554-nucleotide messenger RNA. RefSeq lists its product as uncharacterized. Lineage: Eukaryota; Metazoa; Arthropoda; Insecta; Hemiptera; Cimicidae. Bases 112 to 414 code for a protein of 100 amino acids. The record is from RefSeq and is a predicted model, not a curated record. The transcript has 2 exons.